Prorocentrum cordatum is the source of this 2478-nucleotide messenger RNA. The record is from the annotation of a GenBank genome assembly. Lineage: Eukaryota; Dinophyceae; Prorocentrales; Prorocentraceae.
AUGCCACCGCCGCAUUACCGUUCGGAGCAGGCGCUUCCUUGGUACUGCAAGAGCUGCUGCGGGCCUUCGGGGAGACCGUGGUGGAAUCAUGCAGAGGCGCGGCAGUGUGCGAAGUGCAAGCUGGGCAAGGGACUGGUCUUCCACAGCGUGCGCCAGCCCGCGGCCCCCUCCCAGCGGAAGAAGGGCAAUCAGGGCGGCAGCGGCAACGGCUACUGGGACGACUCCGUCAAGGUGGCCAAGCUCAAGUCCGAGCUCGCCGAGGCCCGCAAGCGGCUUGCCGCUGUGCAGAGGCCGCCGCCUGGCGGGGAGGACGUGCAGAUGGAGCCGGCCGCGGACGGAGACGGCCCCGAGUCCGUCGCCAAGGACAGGCUACGCGAGGUCGGCGACCUCAUCGGCAAGCUCAAGGGCAUCACCGAGCCGUCGGUCGUGGCCACGCGCGACAAGCUGCUGGCCGAGCAGGCCGAGCUGCGGGCUAGGGUGGCGGAGUCCCGACCGCUCGGACAGCGCUUGCGCGAGAUGGGAACUCAGUUCACCAGGCUGCAGAAGCUGCGCGACGACCAGCAGACCAAGCUCGAUGGGCUGCAGGCGCAGUUGCGCGACCUGCAGGAGAAGGAACGGCUCACUCGGGACAAGCUGGCGGCCCUCGACGCUAGCAUGGAGGAGCUGGACCAGGAGCGCAAGAGGCUUCAAGGGCAGGUUCCGACGCCUGGCGACAAGGCGUCGCUCGACGAGCCGAUCAAGGGGGUUGGUGCCACGCUCGAGGGCCUCGGGAUCUUGCUCCAGAGCCUGGGCGCCGAUCACCAGCUGUCGGGCAGCCUCACGGCGAGCUUCCAGGAGCUGCAGAGGUUGCAGGAGGAGGAGGCGGCAAAGUUGGCUGCCCAGAAGGCGCAGGCGGAUGCUGGGGCCGAGGCUGGUCCCGACGUCGAGCAGGCCGAGCGGCAGGACGACGCGGCAGCGCCUCGCACACCACAGCCAUCUGCCUUCUCCGACGACCCUGAGUUCAUGGAGGAAGUCGUUGCGGCUGGGGGCGAGAAGCACAGGCUGGAGGAGAUCUUCAUGCGUUGGGGUGCCAAGUUUUGCAUCGCGGUGCAGGAACAUCAUGCCAAGGCCGAGGGCGAUGCUUUGGCGAAGUUGCAGAAUAAAGUAAGAGCUGCUGGGUACCAUGGUAUAUGGGAGCCCGCCCUACCUGGGCAGGGAGUUGGCAGCAGAGGCGGGGUUGCGGUGCUGGCCCCGCUGCGGGUGGUCAUCACCAAACCCCCAGGCCUGGACAGUCACGUGCUGCAGGAAGGCAGGAUGAUGGCGGCCCACGUCCACGCUGGGGUGAAGGGCGGCUUCGUCAUGCUGUCGUGCUAUUUCAUUGUGGACGUCAAGCUGUCGCCCGAGAACCUGGCCAUGCUGUACAAGCUGUACCAGUAUGUCAGGUCGCUGGAGGCCAUGGGCGUUCCGUGGAUCGUAGGAGGCGACUUCAACAUGGAGGUAGGCGAGCUCGGCCCGUUGUCCUGGCUCCAGUCGGCCAAUGGCGUGGUGCUGGCGCCGAGAGAGCCGACUUGUCUUCAGAGCCUUCCUGGCCGCACCAUUGACAUGUUCAUGGUUUCUUGCCGUUUGCUGCCUCGCGUUCGGCAACCAAUGGUCGUCGACGCGGAGACGUGGCCGCAUCUACCAGUGACCAUGGAGCUCUCCGCCACGGCUUUUGACGCGAAGGUCAGGAGGCUUGUCGAGCCACGCGGCUUUCGGAGGCCGCCUGCGGCGGGGUGCGCGAGGUUCCCCCCCGACUGGGACCCGACCUUGGCGAUCAUCCAGAGCGCGUCGCACAGCGAGGGCAUCACCAGGGCCUGGGACGUCGUGCUCAGCGGCAUCGAGUUCGAGCUGCGGGGCCGCUACGACGUCGUGAAGGACGUGGCGGGGUACUCCACGGUGCCAGGCCCCCCGACCUUCGAGCUGGCGAGUUUUCACCCUGUCGUGAAAGGUGCCUGGAGCAGGAGGUCGGCGGACACCCAGGCCUGGGCGCAGGCUGCGCGCUGGGCUCGUCACCUCAGGAGGGUUCGAGUGGCCUUGCAGAGCUUCGUGCUCCAGCUACGCCCGCAGCAGGUCUUCGAGCUCGGCAGCGUCGGCGAGGCGCACGUCGACGGUGUGCCUGGCCUGGGCGAUGGGGCACCCCCUGCUGCGGAGGACCUAUCGUGGGACGCCGUGCACUCCAAGGCGGCGCGCCACCUGCUGGAGUGCGAGAAUUUCUUCCGGAGAAUCUGGCGGAGGAAGGGAGUCUGGCCGCACCUGGACGCCGAAGCCGUCGGCUUCUUCUCGCGUGGCAUACUUGCCUUAGCGCAGGCAGACUUCGAGCAGCAGGUCGACCGCAUCCUGAGUAUCUCCUCCGAUGCUGAGGCCAAGCAUGAGAAGGCCGUGAUGCAGAGCUGGAGGCAGUGGGCGCAGGCAGCUUUUGCGGCUGGAGCCAAGGGAGCUCACCGAUUCAUGAAGCCCAAG